This is a messenger RNA of Tigriopus californicus, 1420 nucleotides long. RefSeq names its product acyl-CoA desaturase-like. Gene Ontology annotation, cellular component: endoplasmic reticulum membrane. Gene Ontology annotation, molecular function: stearoyl-CoA 9-desaturase activity; iron ion binding. Lineage: Eukaryota; Metazoa; Arthropoda; Copepoda; Harpacticoida; Harpacticidae. Gene Ontology annotation, biological process: unsaturated fatty acid biosynthetic process. The record is from RefSeq and is a predicted model, not a curated record. The transcript is spliced from 3 exons. The coding region runs from base 28 to 1206 and encodes 392 amino acids.
UUCUUGCAGCGGACGAGAAGUCGUCGGAUGCGGAUAGAAGCAACAGGGCUCUCACUUGAAUCUAGAGAAAUCAGUCGGUUUUGUCCAUCCAGACUUGUUGCAAGCAAGCUCCUCUUCCUGGCAAAAGAAAUGGCUCCUCAGUCUUCAACAACGGAAGUGAUCCACUUGGUGGACGAUCAGAACACCAACCAGAAUGAACAGGAUCUCAGACUGAGAAAACAAUCUGCGGCCAAUGGGGAAGAAAAUCAGAAGCAAAGUGUCACCAAGAAGGAGGAUCAGGAGGUGGACGAGAACGACUUGUCGACUUCAACCGCUCCAGACACCAAAGCCUAUCAAAUGACCAUUGUGUGGCCGAAUGUCAUCAAGUUCGCAAUAUUGCAUUUGAUCUACUUCUACAGUUUCUUUUGUCUUACAUCAGUCAGCUACCAAACUCUUUGGUUCACUUUCGCGUGCUACGUUUAUGGCGGUUUGGGUAUCACGGCUGGAGCACAUCGUUUGUGGACCCACAGGUCUUACAAGGCCCGCCUACCGCUUCGCAUCUUCUUGGCCAUUGGGAAUUGCUUGGCAAUGGAAAAUUCAAUCUACAUCUGGUCUCGGGAUCAUCGAGUCCACCACAAGUACAGUGAGACCGAUGCUGAUCCUCAUAACGCCAAACGAGGUUUUUUCUUCGCCCACAUUGGCUGGUUGUUGGUCCGAAAGCAUCCCGAUGUCAUCAACAAAGGCGGCAAGCUCGACAUGUCAGACCUGAAGAACGAGAAAUUGGUCAUGUUCCAAGACAAGUACUAUAUUCCCAUGGCCCUGUCCAUCUGCAUCUUCAUCCCGACCCUGAUUCCGUGGUACUUCUGGGGCGAAUCCUUGUGGCUCUCCUACGUUAUGGCCGUAUUCCGUUAUUGCUCCAUCCUCAACGCCACCUGGUUGGUGAAUUCGGCGGCUCACAUGUGGGGUGGUCACCCUUACGAUGUCAACAUCUCUCCCGCCGAGAACCGCUUUGUCUCCUUCUUUUCCCAAGGAGAAGGGUUCCAUAAUUACCACCAUACCUUCCCUCAUGACUACAGUACUAGUGAAUGGCGAUACUCCUUGAAUUUCACCACCUUGUUCAUCGACAUGAUGGCCUGGUGUGGCCAAGCUUAUGACAGGCGAAGCAUUUCUCGUGAGGUCGUUGAGGCCAGAAUGGCCCGAACUGGAUCCGGUGCUAUCAAGCAUUAGAUGGUUCAAGAUGCAAUGGUCCAAGAGCCGGCAUUCAUCAUGGAUCAUGAGUACUGUAAACAUUUAUCACGGACGUGAGAAUUUCAUUAUGUCCAAGAAACAACCACAAUACCAACAUCAACAUUGAGAUUCGAUAUUUGUGAAUAGAGCAUGUCUAUCUUUUGUUACGCUAAAUCAUAUGCUUUGCUUCAUAAACUGGAACACCUUGACUGUA